AUGUCUUCAUUCAAUCCUUUAGCUACUAUUUUGAGUCAAAAACCAAUGGAUGGUACAAACUACAAACAAUGGAAAACAAAUCUGGAUAUUGUUCUUCAAUAUGAAAAGCUCAAUUUUGUUCUGACCACCCCUAUACCGGCGCAGCCUGCUGAAGAUGCGCCUGAGGCAACAAAGGCCCAAUUUCAGCAGGAGAAGGAGAAAUGGGAGAAGGCAAAUGUGGCAGUUCGCUGUUACAUUUUAGCCAGUCUUGCCAAUCACCUUCAGGAGCAGGUAAACAUGGUUGAGAGUGGAGCAGCUAUGCUCCAGACUCUUGAUGGCAUGUUUGCUACGUCCAGCAGCUCUGCUAGGCAGAUUGCGCUGAAUGCUGUCACUAAGACAGUAAUGUCUGGAGGAAGUGUGCGGGAUCAUUGUUUGUCAAUGAUUGCAAACUUCAAGAAGGCUGAGGAUCAUGGGGUCAAAUGA
Molecule: messenger RNA, 462 nt
Organism: Gastrolobium bilobum
Lineage: Eukaryota; Viridiplantae; Streptophyta; Magnoliopsida; Fabales; Fabaceae
Exons: 2
Coding region: 1-462 (153 amino acids)
Source: RefSeq, a predicted model, not a curated record